GGAGAGAAGAGCAGCUCCUGGGAUUGAAGCAGAGCCAGAGGCCGAGGGAGCCCGAGAGCCCGCGGAAUAAGGAGAUGCCGCUUCACCCCAGCCUGAGCGCCCUGCAGAGCAGACAACGGGUCAGGACCUGUGGCUCUGCACGGGUGGAGGGGAGAGAAGAGGAGGCACAGCGCCCGGGUCCAGCUCUCCCUCCUGUCCCCUGGACCCAGCUCCCUGCCACUUGGGACCCCAGAGCCAAGUGAGGUGAAGAAGACUGGAGACCCGGGUUCCCCUGAGCUAUCCUGGUCUUCAAGGAACACCAGUGGGGCAUCAGGUCUGAACACAGGAGUCACAGAGCUGACUGGAGGCCUUACAGAAGGCUUCUUGGAGGCGGCGAGACCCACCACACUAAUUGGACUGGCCCUAGCAGGCGAAGGUGCAGUGAAAUCAGGACGCCGGUCAUCAGCGCCCUGACAUGGGACAGGAGGAAGCGGGGUGAGGGGCCGCGGAGGCUGGGCCAUGACGCCCCGGGAGAAGCGAGGGCUUCCCGCGGCCGGGGCGCGCCGCCUGCCCUCGCAGGCCCUGUGCUGCGCCUGCGGCCUGUGCGCGCUGCUGGCGGGCGUGAACGUGACGCUGGCGGGCACCUUCUUCUCCCUGCUGCCCGGGCUCAACGCGUCGCUCGUCGUGGGGCCGUCGCUGAUGGUGCUGGGGCUGGGCUUCUUCGCCGCCUGCUGCGCGUGUAGCCUCCGCGGCUCGGCGGCGCACGCCCGUCGGGGCGCGGGGCCGGUGGCGCUGGAGCUGGAGAGCAGCGAGCGCACGGCGCAGGACACCACGGCCGUGCCGCUCAGCCCCGCCGCCUCGGCCGCCUCGUCGGGCCACUCCAGCCCUGGCCCCUUCGCCCUGGACGUCCCGGCGCCCGCAGCCGCCUGCGCGCCGCGCGCCCCGGGCCCCCCGCGCGACCUUCCCCGGGAGCCGCGCACCCCCUAGAGCACCGCCUGCCGCCCAGCCUGCUGCCACCUCAAAGGGACGGAGGAAAGAAAGAACAAGAACCGUUCCCAGAGGGCGGUGCUCGGCCCAGAGACCUCACUGGUUCCCCUUCGGCAGUAUGGGGCGGGGUGGAGGAGGAUGAGGUGCGGCGGCACAGACUCCCCAAAGCAGGGAGCAGAGUCCGACCUACAUUCACUGCACUCCCCAAACCUGGAUGAAGCUGGACUCUGGAACUGCAGACGCUGCGCCCCACCUUCGUCCUGAGACUGAGUCGGGCUGCGGGAGGGACAGCAGCGCCUCCAACGUGGGAGGAGAAAGGGAGAAAGGGCGCUGCACCCAGGCAGGAUCACCCGCUCCCCGCCCAGCCUCUGCCCUCCGCCCGUCUGCACCCAGUCGUGACCUUGGGAUUGGGGGGCGGGGUUAUGGACGGUAAGGCGGAGCCCAGGCCUCUGUAGCGCAGGUGGGUUCCCC
Sorex araneus (European shrew) is the source of this 1437-nucleotide messenger RNA. RefSeq names its product transmembrane protein 275 (gene TMEM275). Bases 499 to 966 code for a protein of 155 amino acids. NCBI's taxonomy places the organism in Eukaryota, Metazoa, Chordata, Mammalia, Eulipotyphla, Soricidae. The record is from RefSeq and is a predicted model, not a curated record. The transcript has 3 exons.